This is a messenger RNA of Hyaloscypha bicolor E, 1784 nucleotides long. Its product is annotated as multicopper oxidase. The transcript has 5 exons. The record is from RefSeq and is a predicted model, not a curated record. Gene Ontology annotation, biological process: reductive iron assimilation; cellular response to iron ion starvation. Gene Ontology annotation, molecular function: ferroxidase activity; copper ion binding. The coding region runs from base 1 to 1704 and encodes 567 amino acids. NCBI's taxonomy places the organism in Eukaryota, Fungi, Ascomycota, Leotiomycetes, Helotiales, Hyaloscyphaceae. Gene Ontology annotation, cellular component: high-affinity iron permease complex.
AUGAAAGGUAUCUUCCUUCUUUUUCUCUCAUUGCUGUCAAUCAUUCGCGCGGCCACGGUUACUUACAAUUGGAGCAUCGACUUUGUCAACGCAGCUCCAGAUGGCUUCUCACGGCAAGUCAUUGGAAUCAAUGGCGCGUGGCCAUGUCCUGCAAUUGAGGGCACAGUUGGAGAUACCAUUGUAAUCCAUGUAUUCAACAACCUUGGGACAGAAUCCACGGGAAUACAUUUUCAUGGCAUCAAUCAACUCGGGUCGCAGGUUAUGGACGGCCCUUCGGGGGUAACCCAGUGCCCUAUUCCCCCGGGAUCAAGCUUCACAUAUAGCUUUGUGCUUGACGCCCCAGGAUCGUACUGGUACCACAGCCAUAACAAGGGACAAUAUCCAGACGGGUUGAGAGGUCCUCUGAUUGUCCAUGAUCCCCAUGACCCAUACAAAGGCCAGUACGACGAGGAGUUGGUCUUGACACUCUCGGACUGGUACCAUGAUUCAGUCCCAGUUCUAAUCCAGCAAAUGCUCGCUACAUCGAACACUCAUUUCCUCCCACCAUUCCCUGAGGCUCUCUUGACAAAUGACGCCAGUUCAGUAUCCUUUAAAUUCCAGCCUGGAAAGACAUACAAGAUCAAAAUCAUCAGCAUUGCAGCGUUUGCUUCCACUUUCCUCCAAUUCGAUUCGCAUACCAUGAGAGUCAUCGAAGUGGACGGCUCUUAUAUAGAGAAGCAUGAUGCCUAUCAAAUUCGAGUGGCCCCUGCGCAAAGGUACACAGUUCUGCUCAACGCGCAGCCAGCAACGAGACGGAAUUAUGCUUUUCUGGCUUCUCUGGAUAUGAAUAGGGAUUUCAGUGAUCUUAAUGCGCGGCCUCCGAAUGCCUACCCGUUCAAUAUAACCGGUACUCUCAUUUACGAUGCAGCAAAACCCCUUCCAGCCCCGUACGUUGUUCGAUCCUGGAACCCUGUGAAUGACUUUACUUUUGCGGCCCUGGAUGGGGAGCGUCUCUUGGGAACGCCAAACGUGGAUAUCACCUUGAACUUCACUUUUGGAUUUGAUGCUAAAGGAAUACCAAGGACUUUUUUCAAUAAUAAAACCUACGUCCCACAAAAAGUUCCUUCCCUCUUCACGGCAUUUACCACAGGAACAGAAAAUACGAACCCGUUAAUCUACGGAGCAGUCAAUCCAUUCGUGGUCAAGAAAGGCGACAUCGUCCAGCUCACAGUUAACAACCUUGACGCGGCCAUUCACCCCUUCCAUCUUCAUGGCCAUCAAUUCCAGGUGUGCGAAAGAGCAUCGUCCGGCAAAGGAACUUUCAAUGGUCACACGAGAAAUUUCCCAUCGGUGCCAGUGAAGCGAGAUACAAUUGCUGUGAACGCAGGUAGCUACAGUACCAUACGAUUCAAGGCCCAGAAUCCUGGCGUGUGGCUCUUCCAUUGCCACAUUGAGUGGCAUGUCAUUAUGGGCCUCAUCGCAACAAUCAUUGAAGCCCCCGAGCAACUUCGUGGACUACAGAUCCCGGAUGACCACAAGGCUGCUUGUGCGGCUCAAGGUAUCCCGAUUGCGGGCAAUGCUGCUGGAAACACCCAGAAUCUGACUGAUCUAACUGGCGCCUUUACAACCCCUCCGGUUCCUGAUAAUGGGGCGCUCUUUCCGAAGAGAAGUUUAAUAAUGCCCAAGGCCGGCCCCAUCAGACGUGAUAGGUACUAUGGGAAUUAAGCUUUGACCCACGAUGUUGGAAGCUGGAAGUCUGGGCCCGGGAGUUUGAGUUUAUACCCAGAUCUUUUCAUGAUGCAGCU